AUGUCAACCGCUGGAAAAGUGAUCAGAAGUGGUACAAGUGCUGUACGUCAAGUGGCACCAGUGCAGUCAGUUAGCAAAGAUCAAGCUCGGCGUGCUGUGCUUCAGGUGUACAAAGAUCUGCAACGCUUAACUCCAACUUUCUGGUGGGACUAUGGAAUGCAGGACAUGCCGCUAGGUGUUUUCCGUUCUGUCCUUAAGCAACAAUUUAUAAAGAAUUCUCACAUCGAGGACAUUCGUAUUAUCGACCGACUUGUUGGUGAAACAAGACAAGUAAGUGAUUAUUCUAAUGUUCCUAUGUACAUCAGAGAUUCAAAAUGGAGUUUUAUGCCUUAG
This is a messenger RNA of Cooperia oncophora, 333 nucleotides long. The record is from the annotation of a GenBank genome assembly. NCBI's taxonomy places the organism in Eukaryota, Metazoa, Nematoda, Chromadorea, Rhabditida, Trichostrongylidae.